UGACCCAUGUUUGUAGUUUUCUGUUUAUAUGUGAGUUUCCAUCAUUACCAAAACAAGUGAACAAAUGCUCCCCUCCACUGUACUACUUCUCUGCAGUUUUUUGGUGCAAAUAAUUCAGGGCAGAGUGAGCCCUCUCUCUUCCUGCUCUCGGGUCAUUUGCAUGGCCCUGGCUGUAGUCCGACGUGCCGCGCCUCGGUUCCAUGUUCACAGCAGCUCCUGCGUGGAGGUUGUUUGCAGCUGGCCGUCGUUGGUUCCCUUCACGGCGAAAGAGAUUCUUCGAACAACACCGUUCAUUGUUUUCCCACUCAGCUACAAGGUCCACGAUGAGUAGGAAGCUGCUGGUGGAUGUGGACUGUGGGGUGGACGAUGCUCAGGCCAUCAUGUUGGCGCUGGCCGCCCCCAACGUGGAGCUCCUGGGUCUCACCUGUGUGCAUGGAAACACCUCAGUGGAGAAUGUGUGUAAGAACACGCUGCGAGUUCUGCAAGCCUGCAGUAGACUUGAGAUUCCAGUGUUUAAAGGUUGUGCCAAGCCGAUCCUUGGGAACUGCAUUGAAGCGGGACACUUCCAUGGGCUGGACGGACUGGGAGACGCUCCUGACCCCAACGCCCCCGGUCUGGACCUGCUUCAGAAGGAGGGGGCAGUGUCGGCCAUAAUCAGAAUUGUCAAUGAGAACCCAGGGGAGGUGUCUUUGGUUGCCACAGCACCGCUCACUAACCUGGCUCUGGCUGUGAAGAUGGAUCCGUCUCUACCGAACAAACUCAGAGGGCUCUACAUCAUGGGAGGAAACACUGAAUCUCGAGGAAACACUACAGUUUGCGGCGAGUUCAAUUUCGCUGCCGAUCCAGAAGCUGCGUACAUUGUGCUGAACGACUACCAGUGUCCCACCUACUUGGCCUGCUGGGAGUUUACCUGCUACAGCAAGCUAUCCUGGGAGUUUUGCGACACCUGGUUGGCGCAGGACACCGAUAAGGCUCGCUUCAUGGCGCGGAUCUUCCGGCACAGCAUCGAGGCGUCGCAAAGCGAGCGCCUCAAGAAGGAGAUGGUCGCCGGCGAGGGUUUCGUUUCGUGCGACUCGUACGCCAUGGCUGCCGCUGUCGACGAUUCGUUCAUCACAGAAAGCGACCAUUUUCCAGUCAGCGUAGAGCUGACGGGCACACACACCAGAGGCAUGAUGGUCGUAGACACCGUGGGCUUCCUGAAGAAGGCUCACAAGGUUUACAUCAUGAAGAAGGUGGAUAUGGAAAAGUUCGAGCAGAUGAUGACGGCUGCUUUGAAAUGACAGCUUUAAGCAAUAGUGAGCAGGGUUUCUGUGGAGUUUUUAUAACUUGUUGUACAAAUAACUACAAACUGCAACUGUGCCCUGUCUAGUACAAGAAAUUAAUUUCCAAUUUCAUAAUGUAAUCUAAAUGCUAUGGUAGGCCUUAAUUGUGUGGAAUAGCUUUUUACACCAACAAUUGUGCUCCAGACGCAUGUAGUUUGACAGCCUCUCAUUCAAAUUGUAAUAAACUUUAACAUUUUAUUAAUUUUUUGUGAUUACAUUGAGUUUUUCACUCAGAAAAAGCUGACCUCAAAGGUUUUUCAGCACUACAUGUUGCUGCUGACUUGGUCACCUUUACAUUGUUCAUAUGUGCUCCAGAGGAGCUUCUGAAGCUGCACUGACCCAUGAGCAGUGCUCAUGGAUGAUUCAUCAUCAUCUUAUUCAUAGUAUUAGCACUUGAUCUUCCAGUAUUCCCUCCAUCAAACGGCUGCAUCAGAUGGUUCCUCAAUAUCCUUUUCUUCCUCGGAAUCUCGACCGCG
This is a messenger RNA of Pungitius pungitius (ninespine stickleback), 1798 nucleotides long. RefSeq lists its product as uncharacterized. NCBI's taxonomy places the organism in Eukaryota, Metazoa, Chordata, Actinopteri, Perciformes, Gasterosteidae. Gene Ontology annotation, molecular function: hydrolase activity, hydrolyzing N-glycosyl compounds. The record is from RefSeq and is a predicted model, not a curated record. Bases 201 to 1280 code for a protein of 359 amino acids. The transcript is spliced from 7 exons.